This is a messenger RNA of Alternaria triticimaculans, 2457 nucleotides long. RefSeq lists its product as uncharacterized. The transcript has a single exon. The record is from RefSeq and is a predicted model, not a curated record. Bases 1 to 2457 code for a protein of 818 amino acids. Lineage: Eukaryota; Fungi; Ascomycota; Dothideomycetes; Pleosporales; Pleosporaceae.
AUGUCUUCCACAUCCGACGAAGACAGAGCGGUGCAACUUGCCGAGAAGGCAAGUGAGAGCACCAAAUCAGGCGAUUUAACCGUUGCAGCUCGGUACCUGCGUGAAGCUAGUACGAUCGCACCCGAGCAUCCGCAGAUCAAAGAGGCAUGGCUUGCACUGAAAGAAGAAGAGGGAAAGAGCGAACUACUAGGUCACUGUCGAACCUGGGUCCGCAGCAAAGACGAACACGAUGGCGAAAAGGCACUCAAAGCAAUUCGGACCCAUGGCCUGAAGCAGGACGAAGCAGAACAAGCAAUGGCCAUCCUCUUCGACUUCAAAGGCGAAGACGACAUCCUCGACCAGGUCUCAGGCGAACUACUCCAGAACCCCGGGGCCCAGAUGUGGGUCGCCAAAGCCAUCCGCGAGCAGCCGACACGAAUCUACUACGAGAUGUUCGAGCGGGGCGACGACUCCAUCGACGGCUUACUCAAAGUUUGUCUCAACCGGGCGGUCUGGCCCGACGACGAAUCUUUCAAGACAGGGCAUAGAGAUAUCUUCAUGCUCAGUUUGGCAAUGAUGAUGGAGGAGGCGCUUGAGCAUCCUGAGCGUGCGAUGAAGGGGAUCGCGCAGCUGCUUGCUCAUUAUGCGGAGCAUCUUAAGGGCAUUAUUGAUGCGGAUAGUUUCGAUGUUAUCCUCACGUCGCUGGAUAUUCGACUGCCAGCUAGUCUGCGUAGUCAGGCUACUCUUGCGAGUAUCAAGUUGUUUGAGCUUGCGCCUGAGACUGCUAGCGAGUUGAUCUCGAAGUUUGUUACGCACCGGACGAAAAAGGGGGAAGCGAAUGAUCUGGUUAUUGCGUUUUCGGCGGCUGCGGCUAUCUUCCCUGUCGCCGUCACAGCUGCUGCUGCGCUGUUCCUCACAGAUGGCUUUGUUAGUACGUUGGUGUCAAGAGUCCAGAGCAAGAAAUCGCACAACCUUGAGCAGGCUACUCUAGAGUUGAUCAGCGCUGCAUGUGUCGAUAAGAACUGUCGAGAGGCGAUCAGCAAGAACUGCAGAGAGUGGCUGGAGGAUGUUGUCGCAGAAAGCCAGAACAAGAAGCGUGCCAACUUGGCCGCGCUUGUCCUCGUCAAGCUAGGCGAAGAGCAACCGUCAGAGGAUGCACCAAGAAUCGUGAGGGCAGAAAAGGUAGACCAAAGUGAUCUGAUCGCCAGCUUCAAGUCAAUGGUCAUAGGCGGCGACACAUCCUCAAAGCAAGACUCCGUCGAAGGACUCGCCUACGCCUCGCUCCAACCCAAAGUACGAGAAGAUCUCUCCAAGUCGCCAAAGUUCCUCAAACGCCUCAUCGAAACAAUGAGCGACCCUUCAUCACCCAAGAACAUCGUAUUCGGCGGCCUGACAAUUUUCGUCAACAUCACACAAUACCUGCCCCUACAAUCCGAGGAGGAAAAGCGCAUGGCCCAACUCAAAGCCUACGCCAACGUGCAAAAGCCAUCGACCCCCCACGUUCUCCUCAACGACGAAGACGUCGCCAUACGCUGCAAGCGCGUUCUAGACGCCGGCGUCGUCCCCCUCCUCGUACAAGUCUGCAAAAAAGGGUCCCCAUCCAUCCUCACCCAAAGCAGUCUAAUCCUGCUUUCCCUGUCCAAAGACACAAAGUCUCGCGGCACAAUGGCGCAACAAGGCGCGGUGAAGCUGCUCAUCCAAAUCCACGACCACAUAUCCUCCACAAACGACCUCUCAACAACCGGCACCACGCCCUUCCCUCCCGCCGCCCUCCCCACAACAGCGCAAGCCCUCUCCCGGCUCUUGAUAAGCAUAAACCCGUCCCACGCUUUCAACGCUGCACUACCCAGCGCAUCAGCCAUUCGGCCCCUCCUCAGCCAACUCACACGAACAGAGUCUUCAACCUGGCAACUGCACGCCUUUGAAGCGCUGCUCGCACUCACGAACCUCGCUUCUCUGGACCGGAAUACCCAGGACCAUAUCAUCCGCCAGUCGUUCGACACAGUCGUUGAUGAUUUGUUACUGAGUUCCAACACGAUGAUCCGGCGUGCCGCCACAGAACUCCUAUGUAACCUCAUGGCCUCACCGGUUUGCAUCUCUAAUUUCGCGGACGGAUCGCCGCGGGCAAAGCACCGCCUGCAUCUCCUGCUCGCUAUGACGGAUGUUGAUGACGCUGCGACACGAUCAGCAGCUGGAGGCGCGCUGGCAAUGUUGCUGAGUGUGGAUCUUGCGGUGCUGGAGUUUCUCAAGCAGGAUAAGAGCGUGGAGUGGCUUGUGGGGUUGUGCAAGGAUGAGGACGAGGGGAUUAGGUACCGCGGGAUUGUUUGUCUGAGGAGUGUGGUGGAUGUUAAGGAGGGGGUGGAGGUUUGUAAGCAGAGGGGUGUGGUGGAAGAAUUGAAGGGUGUGUUGCAGGGGAGUAGGAGUCAGGAGGUGCUGGGAGUGGGGGUCGAGACUAUGAAGAUAUUGUUGGGGCAGUAG